AUGGAUGUUGAGGUAGGAAAGAUGAACAAAAACAGCCUACAACAAUGGUGGAAAACUCAUAUCGUUUUGCGACUCGUCACGUUGAUCACUUCAUUCACAUCGGCUAUAAUCAUCUUCAAGAACAAUGAAACAACGGACACAUUUGGCUUCCCUAUGUCUAUCAAAUACUCCGACGAUACCAAUUUCAAGUUCUUUGCAUAUGCAAACAUGAUUGUAGCUUGCUUCUCCGCCAUCGCUCUAAUCCUCUUUGUGGUUGUCGCCUCGAGGAAAUCCAUCAAACCAAUCGUUGUCUUCUUCUUCUUCCUUCAUGAUUUGAUUAUGUUGAUGCUGGUGACGGCUGCAUGUGCGGUUGCAACUUCUAUCGGGUACGAGGGCAAACAUGGAAAUACAAAGGCGGGAUGGAUGGCGAUAUGCCCUUAUGUUCCCAAUUAUUGUAGGAAAGGGACCAUGGCUGGGGCUAUUUCGUAUAUUUGCCUCGUUAACUAUUUCUUGCUAUCGGUUAUGUAUGCCAAACAAAUCUAA
Molecule: messenger RNA, 522 nt
Organism: Impatiens glandulifera
Lineage: Eukaryota; Viridiplantae; Streptophyta; Magnoliopsida; Ericales; Balsaminaceae
Product: CASP-like protein 1F2
Exons: 3
Coding region: 1-522 (173 amino acids)
Source: RefSeq, a predicted model, not a curated record